Messenger RNA from Acytostelium subglobosum LB1, 6465 nucleotides. RefSeq lists its product as hypothetical. Bases 1 to 6465 code for a protein of 2154 amino acids. The record is from RefSeq and is a predicted model, not a curated record. NCBI's taxonomy places the organism in Eukaryota, Evosea, Eumycetozoa, Acytosteliales, Acytosteliaceae. The transcript has 4 exons.
AUGAGACUCAAGGUCAUCGGUCUUCUUUUGUCCUUACUGGUCAUUGGAAUUAUUGGCCAGGUUCAAGACCCUGUCUCCAAGCAUUAUUACCAAUGGGUAAAGAUGACUUCCAACUCCUACUUAGCUACUAUGAGCAGUAUUGAUUCAAUUGCCAAAUCAUCAUCAAAUACCAAACCAUACUUGGCUACCAUUGACUCACCAGAGGAAUUAGCCUUUAUCAGUUCCCAGCCUACUCUCACUACCCUCUCUUCUGGAUUCACCUACUAUAUCUCGGGUACAUUGUCAACCACUAACGGAGUUACAACCUACCAAUACAAUUCCGGUCCCUUGAACAACAAUCCAAUUUACACUCACCGUCCACUGGGUCGUUGUCACACCGUUUGCCCUUGGGACUCUGGAUACCCAUUUGACAAUUCAGUAGAUAUUCAAUAUCUCACGUUUAACUAUGUCAACAGCAAGGUUGUGUUCCAACAAAAGCAAUUCACCUCUGGACAAUACUUCUUGAUCGAAUGGGGUGGAAGUACCGACCCGGUGAUUCCAAUGCCCCCAACUACUGGAGGCGAUAUUGUUGUCACCAACUUUGUUGCCGACGAGAGCUCUACCUUUGUUUGGAACAUGGCUACGAUUACUGUAUCUCUGGUCGAUAGUGCUGGAAGUUCCACUACUGCUACCAUCGUCAACCGUGGUACCUCUACCAUCACCGUCACCAUUCCACCAGGAUACAAUAGAUUCACCAUGACUUUUAAUGACGGUCUCAAGAGACAAUAUUCUCAAAAUGUCCACUAUCAAUUGCCAUACAUCACCACUUUCUAUGCUAGAGCCUACGUUGUAGGUUCCCCAAUUACCAUUACUGGAGGAAACUUUGGAACCACCUCUACAGACUUGUCCAUCUCUGUAGUUGGUGUCCCCUGUACCGGUCUGGCUGUAGUCGAGAACUACAAAACUGUGACCUGCAAGAUUGCCGCCAGCACUACCGCCACCGUAUCCCUCCUCCCUAUAACUAUAGGAUAUGGUUCAAACAACUUUGUUGCUUCUCACCGAAACAAUAUCCCUUUCUAUGACUUUAACACUAUGACUGUGAUUCGUAUCUGCGUUGAUUGUGUUGCCUUCCUCAAUGAAAUCACAGCAUGGACCCAAGCAAUCCUGACAACCAACAUCGAUGGUAACAUACCUUAUCUAGGUGUUGUAAGGAGCGCUACACAGGCCAAUAUGCUCCUCAAUACCUACAACUUUGGCAAGAAGAAUGCUACCCAGGGACUUGACCUCUCUGGUACUAACGGCAACAUACCCAUCGUCGACUUGGGUGGCCCGAAUAACGGUGCAAUUGCUUACUCUCCCUGGAGUGAGUCCUCCCCGGCCAAGUGUCUUCCAGCUGUUGUCUACUGUCCAGGUGAUGUUGUAGACUGGAAAUAUAACUUUAUUAUGUUUGGUUAUAAUAGUGCCACUGGUGCAGGUUACCAGUAUUGUGGAGACAACCCCGAUAGAGGAGGAGAGAUUGUUUACUACGGAGGCUUCAAACCAACACAGAAUGCCGAUGUGACUCUUACCGUCGAUACAUCUGGAGGUUCGGUUGCUUUCACUACCGGUGGAUCUGUUGGAUUCAGGUUCACACAGCGUUCUUUCGUUAUGAACACCGUCACCUACUCCUUCCCAAACAUCUCACAGACCAGCAAGACCGGACUCUCUCUCAUCAUUCCACCUGGCAUAGGUGUCGCCAUCCCCAUCACCGUCAACAUUGAAUCCUACUCCUUCACCAACUUAAAGAUCUCCUACAACCCACCAAGAAUCACAUCCAUCCUACCAUCCAUUACCUCAAUCGGUGCCAACGUUUUGGUGAAUGGUACCAAUUUCGGUUCUGAUCCAUCAAGUAUCAUCGCAACCAUUUCACGAGCUGCGACCACUGUAUCAGUUACAUGCACAGUUAAGAUUGCCCAUAUACAACUCGAUUGUGCCUUCCCAGGUGGCAUCGGAUCUGAGACCUUUACCUUAAAGGUUGGAACCCAAUCCACAACUUUUACCUAUGCCUACCAAUCACCAGUUAUCCUAACGGCAACCAAUAAUGGAGACCUUUUGACAAUCACUGGAACUGGUCUUGGUGUCCUCCUUAGUAACAUGGUUCUGUCAAUCCCUGUGAUCUCCAACACAGCCUCCUUGACAACCGACUCUGAUCCCCAAACCUACUCUACCAGAAUCCCAACUACAAAUAAGAACUGUCCACUCUUUACAACAGUCGGCUCCAAGUCCAGUAACUCGGUCUACAUGGCAUACACUCCCACUGUCUCGGCUGUUUCAGGUGUGUCAACUGGUGUUGUCUCUAGCAUAGUCCUCUCUGGUUACUUCCUCUCGAUCACCAGAGCGAACUCUACCCUUGCAGAUGUUUCAGUAAUGAUUGGUUCCAUACCAUGUACAGUUCCCUCCAACCCAGAUCCCUCGUCUCUCAAGUGUACUGCACCAGCACUUACUGGAGCUCUUUCAGUUGUGGUCAAAAUAGAUGGGGUUUCCUCCAAUACUUUUACCUUCUCAGCGCCAACCCCAACCGUGGCCACCCCAAUCGCCCAGACUGGAGAUAGUAUCGUAAUCACAGGAACUAACUUUGGCACUACCAACAAAGUCUUAGUUACCCUUGGUUCCUUGACCUUUGCUCCUUCCUCAGUAUCUGACAAGUCUAUUACCGCCACCCUACCUGCAUCCUCUACAAACGGACAGUUAAAGGUCAUUGUUGAUGGAAUCCAAUCGAAUUCAGUAACUUUCGCUGUAACACCAGUCUUCUCUGGUGCUGGCCCCAUCCCUACUGAUGGUGGCCAACUUGUCAUCAUAGGAAAGUUCUUCAACAUGGUGGACUCUGAUAACAACCCUCUAAACCCAUCAGUCUUGAUUGGUGGCAUAUCAUGCUCAGGUCUUCUUACAACUGGCAACACUCAAAUCACCUGUUCCGCCCCAGCUGGAGUAGGAGUUAGUAACUCACUCAAGAUCAACGUUGGUCUAAUGUCCACCUCGGGACAGUUCGGCUACCUUGCCCCAUCGAUAACGACGGUUGUCCAGAACCCAAAGACCACGCAAAUCACAGUGACAGGAAGUAACUUUGGUCAACAAACUACCUCAAUCAAUAUUGUCAUCAACGGAGCCAUCAUCCAAGCCACCAGUUUCACUGCCCAAUACACUCAAUUUGUAGCCACUCUUCCAUCCUCUUCCAAGAGUGACGAUGUCCAUGUAGUUGUUGGUACUCAACCAUCCAACAACAUCUACCUUAACCUUAUCCCAUUGGUAUCCACAGUUGGCCAGCCACCCGCCAUCGGAGGUCUAAUCUCUAUCACAGGAACCUUCAUGUUCUCCACCAGCUUCAAUGGUGACACUCGAAACCCAGUCUUCACAAUUGACAACAAUCUUCCUUGCUCUACCCCAGCCUUUGUAGGCACCACGGGAUCUAUCAUUACUUGCACAGCCCCAGCUGGAACAGGAAUCAAUCACAACAUCAUUGUGUCAAUCGGCUCUGAAAGUUCUGCCCCAGCAUUGUUCAACUACCAAGUCCCAUCUAUUACAUCUGCAGUCCAGAAUGCCAAAGCAAUCACAAUUUCUGGUACCAACUUUGGAACUGAUUCCAGCAAAGUCCAAGUGUUAUUUGGAAAUGUUGGAUCUGGUUUCCCCAACUCAAUUGUUGAUAACCAACUCUUUGUUAACAUCCCCAAGGAUGCACUUAACGGAGUUGUUUAUGUUGUUGUCGACACCCAACAAACAGUUUCAACAAUCCCAUUCGACUUGACACCAAUAAUCAACUCUGUUACUUCAGCACCCAUCUCUGGUGAUCAAAUCACUAUCACUGGAUACUUCCUCAACAAUCUCCGUCAGAACAACUCUGCUACCUCCAAUUCGAUAAUCUUGUUGCCAAACACACCCUGUACUGGAGUUUCCAAGAUUCCCGAUAUCAGCAACCAAGCACGCUUUGUCUGUGAUGUCCCAUCUGGCACAGGUUCCAAGACUCUCCGCUUCACGAUUGACAGUAAGUUCGUAGACACACCAUUUGUCUACGGACUUCCAACAAUAGAUGGUGUCCAAGUGGAUUCCAACAACAGGAUCUCAGUGAUUGGUACCAAUCUGAUUGCUGCUGGAGUAACCACCACUGUUUCCUAUGGCUCCGUACAGAUCAAUAGCUACACAACCUCUGCCGACAACACCACAAUCUACUUUAAUGCACCAACCAACGCCCUUGCUGAUUUUGUCUAUGUCAAUGUUGACGGAACUGAAUUGAAGUACUUGACGCCACUCCACCCGGUCCUCAACGAUGUAACUCAAUCCCGUACCUUUGGAUCAGAGGUCACAAUCUCUGGAAGCUACUUGAACUCUUACAACGCUGACAACACACCAACAACACUCAUUGUCACUAUCAACGGCCAACCUUGCCCAGUAACUGCAGACACUCAAACUGACAGGAAGUACGUUCAAGCCCCACCAGGUGUUGGAAUCAACUUUGAGGUCAAGAUCACGAUUGGAUCCUACUCUUCUUCGAUCCAGAACUUCAGCUACUUGCCACCAUCAAUGAAUGGCCAAAUCGAUCAGAACCAGCAAACUAUCACAGUGUUUGGGGACAACUUUGGAAACUCCAAAGAUGACAUCUCUGCCCCAAUAGGAAUGUCAGUUGUCUCCGCUUCCCAUACCUCCGUUGUUUUCUUGCUCCCAACCUCCUACCAAUCACAGAUCAUCACCAUUGUAGUUGGUCAUCAAUCUGUCUCAAAUAUCUUUGUGGUCUCUCCUAUUGUCUCUAACUUGGCUGCUGUCUACGCAGAUGGAGGUGAUGUUGUGAUACAUGGAUCAUACCUCAAUACUCAAUCUGCCAACUCUACUGCCACCAAUAUUGUUAUUACUCUUGGAUCAAUGAACUGUGCCUUCAAAUCAGCAGCCCAAGAUGGAUCUUCACUGACAUGUGCACUUGGAGUCCAGUCAAUAUUUGAGGGAGCAAUCAAUGUCUCGAUCGACAACAAGAUUUCCUCCACAUUAGGUACCUACUCUUCACUCCCACCCGUUGUCACCUAUGCUACCUCGGUUGCUCCCGAUGGAGGAGUGAUUACUAUCACUGGAUCUCACUUUGUUUCACCAUUGACCGUAACUGUUGGGAUGUUGACCUGUGCAAAUGCGGACCACCAAGGAACAACCACCACCAUCGUCUGUUCUCUUCCAUCUGGUGGAUCCUCAGCUAUAGCAAUCUCCGAGGCGCUGCCAGUGACUGUCACUAAUGACCAAAUAGGAACCACAGCAAACGUGUUCCUCUACAGCAGGUAUGACUGUCAAUCUCAAUGUGGUGCUGGAACUUGUCAAGAGGGAUACUGUAUUUGCCCGAGCGGAUUAUCCGGACCAACUUGUUCAGAUAUGGUCGACACUUUUGUACAACCAUCCAUUGAACCCUCCAAGGUCACUUUCUCUGUUGCCUCCUUGGUCACCUUCACUUCCCAAAUUGCCUACAUCCAAGAGUAUGACACCACCACCACUCAGGUUGGCUCUACUGUCACACUUAUCGGUGUACAAUGGACUGAAUCAGCUCCCUCCACCUACAUCACCGUUGUUAAUGGUGUAACUGUUCAGGUCAAGACUGAUUUCUACAACCAAGCCUCUCUAGUUAAGUUUGCUGGAGAAACGAUUCCGGUUCCCGAGGGAGGAGUCAAACAUACUGUCAUGGUAUCUGGAUGGUCCUUUAGUUCUGAUGACAACUUCUUAAGAGUCAUCUACGAGUCUCAGGCACCAGCCUCUUUCAACUAUAACUGCUCCACAGCCUCUACAUCAGUCAUUCACUUUGACAAUCCUAAUAUGCCUUUGUCCUUCACCUUGGGCUCUCCAGCUGGAUUUAUGUUGGUCCACUUCUCUGAUCGUGCAUAUUGUGAUGAAAAGCUCUUCCAAAUCCAAACCGUCCAAGACACCUUAAUGCCUGCAAUCAAUGGUUCUACAGUAUCAAGAUAUGCUAUCGUUGCUCCAGCCUUCUCCAAAACUCUGGUUUUUGACCCUAUUUUUGUUGCCUACAAGAUGCCUAAUAUCUCUACAAACUGCAACUCUGGCACGACCACAACUGAUGGGCCAACAUCUACAACUACAACAGUGACUCCAACCACAGGCACAACCUCUGUCCAAACAACAACGACGACAGACUUAUCGACCACUACUACUUCCCCACCAACUACAACCACCUCGAUCACCACUGUAGUUCCAACUAUAACCACGAUUAGUGCAUCAGGCACCACAUCAACUGGUCAGACUACCGACAUCACUACAGGAAAGACGACCAGUACCACUACUACAGGUCAGACAACCGAUACUACCACAUCUACUGGAAAGUCUACCGAGAUCUCCACUUCAGCUCCAGCAACUACUACCACCAGCACAACAAGCACAACAACCACUACUGGCCUCAGUGGUUCUUUCAAGAUUUCCCCACCAAUGGUGUUCGUUGCCCUCCUUUGUGUCAUUCCACUCCUUUUCUGA